This is a messenger RNA of Dothidotthia symphoricarpi CBS 119687, 1569 nucleotides long. RefSeq names its product FAD/NAD(P)-binding domain-containing protein. The record is from RefSeq and is a predicted model, not a curated record. The coding region runs from base 1 to 1569 and encodes 522 amino acids. Gene Ontology annotation, molecular function: FAD binding. Lineage: Eukaryota; Fungi; Ascomycota; Dothideomycetes; Pleosporales; Dothidotthiaceae. The transcript is spliced from 3 exons.
AUGGCACUUCCUUUUAAGGUGCUGAUCGUGGGUGGAGGGGUCGCAGGGCUGACCCUGGCAAUAAUGCUCGAGUUGUAUGGAUUUGAAUACGAAUUGCUUGAGAAGCAUCCAGACGUCGCCCCCAAACUGGGAGCAGGAGUGGGUUUAACUCCCAACGGGGCACGCAUACUAGACCAGAUCGGUGUUUGGGAUUCUAUGUGCGAGUAUGCGUCUCCCGUGAAUGCCGGCCUCGCGCUUUCUCCAAAGGGACAAACCGUCAUCUUCAAUCCGCACAUGGGAGAGUGGCUGGAGAAGCUCUUUGGUUACAAAAUCCACUUCCUGUCGCGUCACGACUGUCUCCGUAUUCUAUUUGACAAGAUCAAGCAGAAAUCCAACAUCCACCUACAGAAAGAAGUCACCAGGAUCAGUCUCGGCCAACUUGGAGAAAAGGCACGAGUAGAGACCAAAGACGGCUCAGUAUACACUGCAGAUCUAGUCAUUGGUGCAGACGGUGUUAGGAGUAGCGUGAGGAGUGAGGUUUGGCGUAUUGCCGAUAUGGAGAAGCCCGGCUAUAUCCCCGAACGGGACAAGACGGGCAUUGUGUCCCUGUACACGGCUGUGAUUGGCAUUGCCCACGACCCAGGGCUGGCCCGAGGCGGAUCUGCGCGAGUGUACAACCAUCUACGGUCCUACUUUUUCCAGGAGGGCAUCGAAGGCUCCGGGGAGUUCUACUGGUGGCUAUGUGCCAAGAACGAGAAGCCGAUCAAGGGCAUCGUGCCCAAGCUCUCCCCUGACACGAAGCAAGCUCUAUUGGACAAGUACGCAGACGAUCAGAUAGGUCACGGUCUGACUCUGGGAGGGCUGUACAAGAAAUCCGCCUAUUCGGCCGUUAUCCCAUUGCAGGAAUUCGUUCUGGAAAAGUGCUUCUACAAGAACAUUCUCCUCAUCGGGGACACCUUCCGGAAGCUGCACCCCGUAGCUGGCCAAGGAGCGAACUCGGCUGUGGAGGAGAGCGCUCUGGUGGCGGACAUGUUAUGGAAACUCCGAGAAAACGUCGCUCUACACGAUGCAGUCCGUGUCGACCAAGCAUUGACCGAGUUCCAGAAGCAGAGGUUUGUGAGGACGACAGCGUUGCGAGAGGACGCCAAUCUGGUGCAGCGGAUGGAGUCCCUGGACAACCCAAUCAUGAGAUUCUUGGCCCUGCACGUCAUCCCUCAACUUCCGUUCGUGGUGGCUUUCUUACCUCAGCUGGCUUCCUCCUUCACGCCAGCUCGCUGCAUGGAACAUCUACCGCCGCCCAAGGCAGGAAUGUGCCCAUUUUCAGAAGAUAUGCAGGUGAAGCCGAAUCCACGGUCCCCCUUGGCCACAAUUUCGUGGAUAGGCCUCUUGAUGCUCGCUGCGUGCUUUCCAUUGUCGGCUCACAGGUUCCUCCCAGCUUCGACCAGCAGCCUUCUCGGAUUCUCCGAAGUAUUCCAGCUGUACAUUUCUGUGAUGGCAGUAUCGAUUAGCGGACUUUGGGUUGUCGAGUCUUAUAAGGCGUCGUUGCUAGUGUCACCAAUGAGCAGGUACUUGCUAUUCUACCUGUUUUGA